GAGAGAGGAGAACAAAAUAGUAGUUUUUCCAACCACGAGGCUCACACAGAGAGUCGCGCCAAAGGAGAGGGAAAAUGUCAUUGUCUUUUUCUUCUGUCCAUGUUAUCACCACGGAUCAUACGGAAUAAAAACCUUGUUAAACUGGGAUAUUCUUCAAUCUGAAUUCAACUGUAAAACAGAUUUAAUCUGAGACUGAUUCUUCUUGUGGGACUAGUUUUAUUAGGAUCCUACUAGUUGUCUGGUGUGGAUAUAAUACCAGUCUGUCUUUGAGAUGGGUUCCAGAACUCUUCUACUUAUUCUGGGUCUUCAUUUCACUCUACUGGGGAACCUAGAGGCCAAAGGUUGUGACCCUGGCUUCUUAGCCAAAGGGAGGCAACAAUGUGAUGAUAUAGAUGAGUGUAAAGAGUGGGACAGUACCCCACCCUGUGGAAGUAAUGCCACGUGUUACAACACACAGGGGAGCUUCUACUGUCACUGUCUACCUGGGUUCGUAUCCACAACGACUUUCGAGUUUACUCCUCUCACUGGGGAGUGUAAGGACCUCAAUGAGUGCCUGGAGAAACAACAGGUUUGUGGCAGCAACACCAUUUGCCUCAACACCAUCGGGGGCUACAACUGCCAGUGCCAAACUGGUUUCAUUGUCUCUACUGGACGCUGUGCAGAUCUCAAUGAGUGCCUGGAGAAACCAGAGAUUUGUGGCAACAACACCACUUGCCUCAACACCAUCGGGAGCUAUAACUGCCAGUGCCAAACUGGUUUCAUAGUCUCUACUUACACUGGACACUGUGUGGACAUAGAUGAGUGUAAUGAGACCACUGGUAUCUGUGGAGUGGGCGGGGACUGCCAGAACCAGAAAGGAAGCUACAGUUGCCUCUGUCACCCUGGAUACAGUAACUACGACAACAAACAGGUUCAGUGCUCAGUACUGACCUGUGACCAAUUUAAAGUGAAUGAGACUCCUGGACAGACUGUCCCAGGUUUAGCUGGUCUCCUGUCCCUAAUGAGGAACAGCUGUCUGGUGUUGAGUAACGCUGGGGACGCAGCCGGAGGGAGACUGACUGGAGAGGUGUUACUGGAGAAUGUCUUCACGGAGAUGGACGGCUUCUUGUCUCAAGGUAUCCUAAGCAACAGCCGGGAGGUGAGUGAGUUGCUAGGCACCGUGGAAGACGCCAUGAGGUUCAUCGCGCCGCAGCUCAGAGACAACCACACCACCAUGGAGAGAAACCGCACAGCGACUAAGCUUGCAGUGAGGAGGGGACAGACUCCGCCCACUGGGCCAAUCAGCCUGGCCAAUGACAACGCUCGGCUGGACACCAGCUGGGAGACAGCCACCGGCAACGGGACGUACCCAGGUUUCGCUCUGGCUGGGUUGGUGUCUUACAAGACAGUGGAGAAAUCUGUCAACAACUCCUUCCAGUACCUCACUGACACAGACACUGACACAGACACAGACACAGACACAGCAACAUCCACAGCAUCAAAGCCUAGCUACCAGAUCAGUUCCAAGGUGGUAACAGCUUUCGUUAGUAACCCAGCAACAGACCACCUCACCCAGCCUGUCAUCCUCACCUUCAAACAUCUCCAGGUGAGGGCGGAGUCAUCAGAAAUGAACUAUACCUGUGUGUUCUGGUCAGAGGGGCGUGUCCAUGAAGAGGGAGGGGCGUGGUCAAGGAGUGGCUGUACCAAAGUCACGUCUAACGCUACACACACCGUGUGUUCCUGUACCCACCUUAGCAGCUUCGCUGUUCUCAUGGCCCUCUACCCUGUAAAGCACACCUUUGAGCUGCGUCUGUUGACGUGGCUGGGUCUGUCGGUGUCUGUGGUGUGUCUGUUGCUGUGCAUCCUGACCUUCUGGAUGUGUCGGUCCAUCCAGGGCACACGCACCACCAUCCACCUCCACCUCUGUGUCUGCCUCUUCAUCGCUGACCUCGUCUUCCUCAGCGGUAUCUCACACACACAGAGCAAGGGAGGAUGUAGGGUUGUAGCAGGUCUCCUCCACCUGUUCUUCCUAGGAUCCUUCAGUUGGAUGUUGUUAGAGGGGGUUCAGCUCUACCGCAUGGUGGUCCUGGUCUUCAACACUACCAUAAGACCUCUGUACCUGUAUGCUGUGGGAUAUGGACUGCCACUGGCUAUAGUCAUCAUCUCUGCUAUCACCUACCCAGAUGGAUACGGUACCACACAACACUGUUGGUUGUCUCUGGAGAGAGGAUUCAUCUGGAGUUUCUUCGGCCCAGUGUGCACCAUCAUCAUUCUCAACGUUUUCUUCUUCAUCAUCACUGUCUGGAGGCUGGCCCAGAAGUUCUCUAGUCUCAACACUAACCUCUCCAACCUACACAAGAUCAAGGUGUUCACAGUGACAGCAGUGGCCCAGCUGUGUGUGUUGGGUACUAUGUGGAUAUUUGGAGUGUUCCAGUUCCAAGAGGAGGGGACAGUGGUCAUGACAUAUCUCUUCACUAUCCUCAACUCUCUACAGGGAGCUCUGCUUUUCAUCAUGCACUGCCUACUGAACAAAACGGUUAGAGAGGAGUAUUGCAAGCUCCUGUCCUGUAUCUGCACACUACAGAAGAAGAGAUACUCGGAGUUCAGCACUACCAACCCUUCCUCCAGCCAAUCCCAGGGGUCAAGGAGCGCAGAGAACACGGGGGAGUCACAGAUAUGACGUCACCAAACCCCCAUAAUGCACCUCUUUACCCCUCCUCCCAUGACAAAGGUUCCCACUAGACGGCCAAACUGUAAAGUCAAAAUGUUCGAUAUCGUAAACAUUUAUGAAAACAAAGCUUUGCGUUUAGCGGUGUGGCUAUGAUACACUGUAGAAAUGGGCAGGGUUUCUGACAUAGCAUCUUGGCCAGAUAGUGACAACCCAGAAACACUCAGCCCGAGGAUAGUACUGUUCAGGCCAGGUUAGUAGAAAUGUGUCCAACUAGCCCGCCGGAUUGUAAAAUUUGUAGUCCACUAGUCCCUGAUUAGACACUUCAUAUCAAACUUGAUGUUAAGCAAUGUCUUAUCAAGCAUUAGGUUAUCCAAUCACAAGUUAUAUGAUCUACAUGUCAUCCAAUAGGAAUGCGUAGGAUCUUUAUGUCAUCCAAUUAGAAGUUAUAUGAUCUUCAUGUCAUCCAAUAGGAAUCCAUAUCAUCAUUAUGUCGUCCAAUAGGAAUCCAUAUGAUCUUUAUGUCAUCCAAUCAGAAGUUAUAUGAUCUUUAUUUCAUCCAACAGGAAUGCGUAUGAUCUUUAUGUAAUUAUCACAACCACAAAAGAAAGGUACUAUUUUACACCACUUCGAUGAAACCAUAAACAUGAACAACAUAAGCUUUCUUCCUUUACAUGAAUGUGAUAGAUUUAUAGUAAUAUUUAUUACCAAGAGCACAAGAUGGGGUGAAUUUCUACACAAAUAAAUCCAGAGGGAUUUAGAAAACAUUAUGUGAAGAUAGUUAGUUGUGACCUGAUGGACUGUUAUACUGUAAAGGUGUAUUGAUCUUUAACACUUUAUAAAUAACUUAAGAACAAGCCUUUAUAAAUGAAUAUACAUGUUUAUCAAUUAUUAUAAAUGUUGUACAUUUUUUAGGAAUGGAAGGCUGGUAAUAUUUACACAUUCUUAUUAAUGUUUACAAAUAUAAUUGUAAAUAGUUUGUAAAUCGUUAAAAGGUUUAUUCAUGAUAGUUAUUAUCAAGUGUUACAAUGGACACCUCUUUGUAUAUAAUGAGAUAAUGUAAGAUUUGUUGUCAACACUUGCAGUGCCUCUGUCCAAAAACAUUAUUUAUCAACAGUUUUUUAGAAAUCCCAGUGGGAAGAUUUCCAGAAUCAGGAGGGAAUAAACAGGAAAUCCAGAUUCUCCAACAGGGAUUGUCACUCAUGGCUGCAUCUUAAAACUCUUGGUUCGUUUAUUACUGGCCAACAAAAUGUAGUGUAGCAAUCCUGACCUGGACUUAAACCUGGGUAAAUGACCGGUUUGUUGCUUUUUGGAUUCCAGACUGCCCCUUUAAGGUUCCAACCUAGACCUUGUUCUCAGAAUAACCAUGGAGAUAAAGUAGAGUUUUAAAAUAAUCUAAACAAAGUCUACAUUCAAUGUCGUAUGUUUUAUAUUCUAUUCUGUUGCACUUUUACUUUGACAAGUUGUGUAUUUUAUACUUUUAGAGAACGCACCAUUUUCAUGUCCUUUUAUCAACACCGUUCUGAAUGUAAGCAGUUAGUGUUGUACUUGACUGUGUACGUGUGUGUGUGUGUGUGUGUGUGUGUGUGUGUGUGUGUGUGUGUGUGUGUGUGUGUGUGUGUGUGUGUGUGUGUGUGUGUGUGUGUGUGUGUGUGUGUGUGUGAGUGAGAGAGAGGUAGAGUGGGUGCGUUUCGGUAGCUUUAGCCAAAAUAAAUCGUUGCUUCAAAUAA
Salmo salar (Atlantic salmon) is the source of this 4377-nucleotide messenger RNA. The record is from RefSeq and is a predicted model, not a curated record. NCBI's taxonomy places the organism in Eukaryota, Metazoa, Chordata, Actinopteri, Salmoniformes, Salmonidae.